ACCAAAACUCGGGAGGAGAAAGUGGAGGAAGCAGAAGAGGAUGACAUGGCAUAUGGAGACUUGGGAAACGGCCUCGGGAAAAGACCCGGAGGUGUUUAUGAAGGGGAAAAUUUACAGAGCUGCUGUUCAUUUAAAUCUAGGAAGGGGUCUGGAAAGGCUUGUCAUUCUCUCUUGUCAGCAAAGAGUGAAGAAAGUGAUGCUGCAACUCUUCCUGGCUCAAAACAAAACAGUUUUUACAAUGGAUCAUCAAAAAAGCCUGUUACUAGUUCCACACGACAGCGUAGCUGUGAAUCUAAUGCUGAAGUACCAAAUGAAGAACUAAAGCAACAACUUUGGGAGGCUCAAGAGGAAGUUGACAUUUUGAAAGUUGAGCUUGAAGCAUCUCAGAGACAACUUGAAGGAAAAGAUGAAGCCCUAAGAAUUCUGCAGAGCAUGGCAGUAUUUAAUAAAGCCACUAGUCACACAAAAGAAAUGCUUCAAAAGACUGAGGAAGAAAAGAGAACUUUAGAAAAGGAAAUAAAUAUUUUGCAAUGGGAAAUUGAAUUUGAUCAGGAUCGAUUUAAAAACAUAGAAGACACAUGGACAGAAAAAUAUGACAGGAUAUAUUGUGAAACUGCAGCUCUUAAGGAAGCAUUGAAAAUGAGAACAGAAGAAGUUAAAACUUCUAAAGCUGAAAAUGCAAGUAAGCCGCCAACAGCUUUUUCGCUUAAUGUGUUGUUUCUCAGGAAUAAUGCAGUAUUUAGCUAUGAAGGAAGCUUUCUGCUGGUAAAAGUCUCUUUGUUACUGGCAGAUGAUCUUAGUGGCUGUGCAGAAGCCCUUUUUCAAUGGAAAAGUUGUCUUUGGUUUGUUUUUUUUUUCCUCUUAAAAAAUGGUGAAAAUCUGAAGAAGAGUAAAGAUGAAGCUUUAUGGCAGAUAAUGGCAGAUACUUUCAGGAUUGCAUUUGAGCAGCAGCUAAUGCAGAGGAAGGACCAAGCCCUGAGGCUUGCAGAAGUGAUAAAGAUUAAGAAGGAAACAAGAUUUAUAAACUGGAGACGUCUGAAAUACGAUGGGCACAUCAAGUUACAAGGGAACAAGAGCAGUCUGGGACAAAAACUAUCCAGCCUGCUCUCAUCAGAGGCGGAUGGGAAGAAAGUUAAAGAGCUGGACAAUCCUAAUGAAAUCCUGAAGAUGUUAAUAGAUCUGGUAAAUGACAAAGAGGAGGCUCUGGCUCAUCAAAGAAAGGUUAGCUACAUGCUAGCUUGAGCAAUUGAGGCAAGAGAAGAUGAUUCGGAACAGGAUACAGGAAACGGGAUGCUAAUGUAAUCAUUAGUACAAAAUACAGGAGUCAUCGGCCCCGAAUGUGCCUGCUGCCAAAACCUUUGCUUGCAAAGCAGUGUUUCCCCAGUUCACAGUGCAAAACCUGAAAAUCCGGUUAAAAUGCUUCAAAAAUCACACUCCUGGCCCUCUGAGAUUACACACUGUGAAGAAAAUGAUUCACGUGGAAAAGCAGAUGAAACUGUGGUGAUCUCUAUAUAGCCAUCUGUGGCAAUAAAUCUAUUUUUUUUUUU
This is a messenger RNA of Pezoporus flaviventris, 1547 nucleotides long. It is a transcript of the gene CCDC125, whose product is annotated as coiled-coil domain containing 125. The record is from RefSeq and is a predicted model, not a curated record. Gene Ontology annotation, cellular component: cytoplasm. Gene Ontology annotation, biological process: negative regulation of Rho protein signal transduction; negative regulation of cell motility. NCBI's taxonomy places the organism in Eukaryota, Metazoa, Chordata, Aves, Psittaciformes, Psittacidae.